This is a messenger RNA of Paramisgurnus dabryanus, 7464 nucleotides long. RefSeq names its product myocardin related transcription factor Ba (gene mrtfba). NCBI's taxonomy places the organism in Eukaryota, Metazoa, Chordata, Actinopteri, Cypriniformes, Cobitidae. Gene Ontology annotation, cellular component: nucleus. The record is from RefSeq and is a predicted model, not a curated record. Gene Ontology annotation, molecular function: transcription coactivator activity. Gene Ontology annotation, biological process: smooth muscle cell differentiation; positive regulation of transcription by RNA polymerase II.
UCUUACUUCCUCAAAAAAAAAAAACUUCAGUCCCAAAGAAAAACACUACCAAUCUCGGUUACAUGGGUGACCACAUCGAGGACAGUUAUGGAGCAAUAAACCAGUGCCCUAAUACAUAUAUGAGCGAGCCAUAAGGACAUUAUAUGACAAGAUUAAAGUGAGGGUCUUCCUGUAAUCAUAGCUGCUUCUGAUCUCCAGCGAUACCUUUGACUCCUCGGCUGAGGAGACAUGGAGGACCAAGGGGGUGCUGGGAUUGGGGGCUUGUUGGUACCCAGCCCCCAGAGUGAGGCUGUUACCCAUGAGAUGGGCGAACUGUCUCUGCAUCCCUGCCAGAAGCUUCCCCCUCUCAACGAGCGCAAGAACGUACUCCAGCUCAGGCUGCAGCAGAGACGGACCCGCGAGCAACUAGUUGAUCAGGGCAUCAUGCCACCCCUGAAGAGCCCUGCAGCCUUCCACGAGCAGAUCCGCAGCCUUGAGAGAGCCAGGACUGAAAAUUUCCUAAAGCACAAGAUCCGCAGCCGUCCAGAAAGGUCUGAGUUGGUACGCAUGCACAUCUUGCAAGAGACAGUGGCUGAACCCUCUCUACAGGCCACCCAACUAAAACUGAAGAGAGCUCGAUUGGCCGAUGACCUAAAUGAGAAGAUCGCUCAGCGACCCGGCCCCAUGGAGCUGGUGGAGAAGAACAUCCUUCCUGUGGAUUCCACGGUCAAGGAGGCUAUCAUUGAUGGUCAAAUGCAGUACCCGAAAACUUUUGAGGACUACCCAAUAGAUGAGGACAGUGAUGCCCUAUCACCUGAGCAGCCUGGCAGUCAGGAGUCUCAAGGUUCUGCAGCCUCACCGAGAGACGCUCGCACCAUGGAGGAGCCCCUACUAUUGCCCAAUCACUUUAUACAUAAGUUGCCUACAAUCACAACCACUUCAACAGAGUUCCUCAAGCCUUUUUCCACCAAUGAGCCAUCAGUAAGCCCUCCUGUGCCUAUGCCACAGCCAGUCACUCUGGCCCCUGUGAAAUCUGGACCCACCCUUGUCAAGCAGAGUCAGCCUAAGGUACCUGGAGAUAGGAGCCGCAGCAAGAAGGGCAAGGAGGCCAAGUCACGUGUGAAAAAAUUGAAAUAUCAUCAGUACAUUCCCCCAGACCAGAAACAAGAACCUGACCAGGCCCCUAUGGACUCCUCAUACGCUCGAUUGCUACAACAACAACAGCUAUUUCUGCAGCUACAGAUCCUCAGCCAACAGCAACAGCAGCACUAUAACUACCAGACCAUCCUUCCUGCACCUCUCAAGCCAGUAAUAGAGGGCCAAAACAGCAGUGCAACAAUGGCUAUCAACAGCACCAGCAGCCUUCCUGCUUCCAUUGUGGUGUCUCUGCCCACCGGAACACCUGUUCGGCCUAACAGCACCCUUUCCAACCGCAAGGCUGGCAUACUACCAGCCAACCUGGAGGAGAUGAAGGUGGCAGAGCUGAAAAUGGAGUUGAAGUUACGCUCCCUUCCUGUGUCGGGAACAAAAACAGACCUUAUUGAACGCCUAAAGCCCUUCCAAGAUAACCCUGUUGCUUCUGCACCCAACAACUGCAACGGGCCUAACACACAACCCUUUAGCACCCCUAUGGAGGUAUCCAGCACAACUGUAACACUCAUGCCAAUCCAGCAAACCUCCGAAAAUAUGAUCUCCACUCCACCCAUUUCCCCUGGUUCCACAGAACUUCACAACAAAGAGGAGGCAUCAUUGGAGGCACAGAACCGCAGCAGCAGUAGUUUUGUAAAAGCGCCUCCCGCUCCUCAGGAGCACGACCGGAGAUUACACGAAAAAGAAAGACAGAUUGAAGAGCUGCUACGUAAACUAGAACAGGAGCAGAAGCUGGUGGAGGAGCUGAAGAUGCAGCUAGAGGUGGAAAAAAGAAGCGGACAGGUUGUUUCACCUGCAGAAAGCAACAACAGCCCGUUCUCCUUGUUGGGCUCUGUCAAAACUGAAAACGCACUCCCACCCAACUGCACAUUGGGUUCACACACUACACCAACUCUGGUGAAGCUUGAGGAUGCACACCCUCCUCAGAUCACCGCUACCCCUCUCCCUCAAUUUAUUAUCAGCCAUCAGGGGGUCAUAGGACAACCUCAGACUCUUCUUACCACUCAACAUGGGGGCACGCAGAUCCUUCUUCCCAUGUCCCUGGCAAAUAAUACCACUACCAUCCAGCUGCCUAACACUAAUGUCAAACUGCAGCAAGUCUUGCCAGCUGCUGUGUCACCAUCAGGGCCAGGCCUAAUUCAGACUCCCCAGCCACAGCCCACUAAAACUGAGAGUCCUACAUCACGGCAGCUAGUCAGUCACAACCAAAUAGUUCAGAACAUGCCUGUGGGCAUCUCCGAAGGCUCAGGUUUCCAACACGGUCCUAGUGAGAACCCAGCAGGCCUUGAGAUACCUCAGUGUUUCUUAAGCAGCUCCCCAGAGCAUAGGAUCUCUCAUCGGGCAUCCCCCGUCCUACCCUCACUUAUAAACGGCCCAAUAAAUAAGCCCCAGUCCUCCUUCAUCCAGCAGUCUUCAGCUUUCAGCCAGGCACCCAUAAACAGAGAGCCACCCCGUUACGAAGAGGCAGUCAAACAGACAAGAAACCUUCAGAACCCCACUGUUUCAGAGAUUCCCACAGCAACUAGUCAACAGAUGGACGAUCUCUUUGACAUUUUAAUAGAAAGCGGAGAGAUCACCCCCUUUAGUCAACAGGACCCAUCUGUGCCUAAGAUGAUGCCUGUCACCGCCAGCAUCAUCACUCUGCCUAUCAACACAGCGCUUUCCCGACCGCCCGCCCAGGUUCAGAUGGCACCCCCGCCGGCAUUAAUGGAGCCCAUGCCCAGCCUGGCCUCCCUGGAUUCUGACAACCAGCUGGAGGCCCUGCUGGACGGCACGCUGUGUAGCGACACAGAACCAGUACAGAGGACUUUGGGCCUAUCGGACGAACUGCAAAACCAGAUCUUAGAGCACCCCAGUUCCCCAAUGGACACUUGUGAUCUGGGUUUCAACGACCCGCCUUCUUCCUCCCUCUCCUUCGGCCUGGACAAUAUGGAGUGGCUGGACCUUACUAUGCCAGGUCCCAUAGGCGGACUCAACUCGCUGGGUAUCACCUCUGAAUUCCUGGAUGGGCAUGACCUGCAGCUACACUGGGACUGAGGGGAAUCGCUUACUGUCCUUGAAACACAUUUCUUCAUUCACAUCUCACACAAAUGCUGAUUGUAUGUGGGUCUUGAAGUAGGCUAAAUGGGGAUCUUAACUUAAAAAUGUAAAAUCUGUCACUUAACUUAAAUCACAAACUUAAAAAACAUCUCCUCUUGUUUUCUUCAAAAGUAAAAAGUCAUACAAGUUUGAAACAGAACAAGGGGGUGUACAUAAGGACAGAUUUUUCUUUUUUUGGGUGAGCCAUCCCUUAUAAGCUUGCAAAUGAGACCCGAGACCCGGCGGGGUUCUGUUAUCGUCUUGCUUUGAAGAAGGCUCAGCUGUAUACUUCACUAAUGCUGUGGUUCUAUUCACCAUCUGUUCUUAUUCACAUCAAUGCUCUUGUUGGAUUGAAAUGGGCACUGUGGUGGGUAUCGCUGGCUAAAUUCUGGUUGUGCUUUCCUUUCUGUGCCAUGCUGUGGAGGAGCUACUUUGGGCGGAUUUAAUUAUGCGGUUUUGUUCAUUUUGUACUUCCUUUGUGUGCCAUUGACUUCAGAUUGGUUUUGCAUUCAGACUACAAAUAGCAGUUAAAGUCCUAGUCCUUCAAAGUUUCAGGUGCUAUGGUACAAGUUUGUACAAAAUUGACUAACCCUGAGCAACAACACCUUUAUCUCCCCAGUCUUUGGUUGGGAGUGUCUGUAUAGAGGAGAGACACCUCACUAAAUCAAACUACAUUUCCCAGAAUCCUCCAUUUUGACUGCAGCAACAGCCUGAUGUGUGCAGGACGUAUUGUGGCAAAUUAAGCGAUUCAAUGUUCAUAUCAUUAUUUUUAGAUGUCCACCUUUUUGUGAUCUGCUCUAAAUAUUUAAGAAAUUUUGUUAAAAUGACUAGACGGGCAGACUUGUUUUGUGAAGUGGGUACACUUGCAGAUGUUCUGUAAGCAUAUAAAGCAUAUGGACAGGCUUUGUUUGGUUAAGAAAAUAGCAGACAGACGUCAUCUUUUCAGUCAUAGGCGGCGCACAAGGAAAUUACAUCGUAGAUCAAUUCAUAGUCAACUUCAGUGGUAGACGGUUAAAUCUAUUUCCAGAAUCCAGUUUAAUGUAAAAUCUCUGAGAAUUUUUUUUUUUAAGAAACACUUUUUUGUCACAUUUUUUUAUGUGAAUCAUUGUGUACAGUAUGUGAUUAUUCGUCAUAUGCUGCGUAUUUGACAACGAAUGAUUCUUUUUAGUCGUUUUACGUGCACCAUACUGUAGGAAAAUUUGUCUGUGUUUUUCCCUGUUUGAAUGCAGUUUAGUUUGGCACAGUGCCCUUUUUUUAAGUUCUUGCUUGUUUGUUUUUUGUUGCCGUGGAACGAAAUACUGACAGAGACUCUUUAAAAAAAAUGUAAAUGAAGCCAUAUUUCACAGCUGACACUAAAUACAAAGGUCUUUCUAUCAGCACUAUAUUAUGUACGAACAUGUAUGUCAUGUCGUUAUGAAAAUGCAAAACACUAUGUAUCAAAAGUGGAUUAGUUCAGCUAAAGCGGUUACUGACUACACGCCGCAUGUGAAAUGCUGUGGCAGCUUAAUAAUUCGUUUUUUGAGGGUGUCAGAAAACAAACUUCUCAAGUGUUCGUCCUGUUUGGUUGUUGUACGUCAGAAUUUAAAUCGAUUGCAGGCCUGUUUUGUUUUUGUGAUGGUUCACAUUUGCACCAUCAGUUAUGUUCGUAAUGUCAGUGUGCAUGUUUGUAUGUUUUUGUGUGCGUGUGUGUGUAUGUGUUGGUCUGUUUUUCUUUAUACCGUUUGUUCUGCAUAAAAAAAUACCUACAGACCUUUUGAAUGAAAUACAGUAUCUGUAUAAAAUGAACAUGAAAUAUAUUGGCAGCAUGUGAAUAAUGUAAUUAAUGUAAUAUCUAUGAGAGAAGCACAUCCUCUGUUUUUAUCGUUCUAUAAAGUUCUAACCUUUUUUAUUUUUUGCUCUAAAUAUAUUACCUGAUCUGUACCAUCUGCCAAUUCAAUAGAUAGAGCCUUUUUGUUAAGUAGAUGUAAAUUUGUUUCGUCAUUUACAAGAUGUACAGCAUCUUCUUGCUGCAGUGAUGAACUGUUCAUCACGGAUCAAUCGCACAACAUCAAAGCACCUUUACAGAUGAGCUUUUUGCUUCAGUGUUCUUUGUGUUAUCAGCUCAGAUGUCUAACUGUGCGUUCACACUAGACGCGGAAGAGGCGGCUAAAAAGUGUAGUUGGUCGCUUCAUUCGCGCAUGAAAAUGUAGUCAUUCGAGACAUUCACACGUAAAUUUGUGUCAUGGGAGGGGCUUAUAUAGCUCAAAUGAAGUAAACUUACCAGAUUGUUCGACCUCCUCACUCUUCAAAACAAGAUCCUUUUAAUUCCUGUAAAAGUAUGAAGAUGUUUCGUGUAGCGAUGAUGAUUGUCCUACAUUGUUGUUUUGUUUUUCUGCCUCUGCUUCCUUCCUGUAAUCAGGUCACUGCUAGAGCAAGCUCCUGAUUGGUUAACGCGGCGCGAAAAUCCGCCAAAGUUUAGAUUUUUCAACUCGUACGGAUCACGUGGCUACGCUUAAUUCGCGCUUUCCAUGCCACAGGAUGCCUAUUCGCGUCUUUGCAUUGACUUAACGUGUAAAUCACUUGUGCUUGCCACCUCUUCUGUGUCUGGUGUGAACGCAACGUAACUGUGCAUUCACACCAACAUGCGAUAGAGGUUGCAAAAACGUGCUAUUCAAACAUUUUGAGUUUCGCUUCAUUCGCGCGUGAAAUUCUAGUCAUUCAAGAUAUUCACGCGUAAAUUCCAAGUGUGCUGCACAAGCCCUGAAAAGUGAAGUCAAAAGGUCUCGAUCGCCCCCCAGUGACUGGUCCCAGUAUAGGUCAUAAACCCCGUCUCCCCCAUGUUAUUCAAUGGGACUUGAGACCAACUAAACAAUUUAAUUAUACAUUAAUUAUCUUUUUUCCGAAGCUGGUUUCUGUCAUUUACUGUAGUUUUUAUGAAGUGUUUUUGAAAUAAGUUUGUUUUUUAGUUAGUUAAUGCUAUAAAAACGGUGGUGUCACGUAAUGAUUGACAGCUGUGAUAUGCGCAUUCUGCGAGAGCGGGGCCUUGAUUUCGCGGCUUUACUUCCUGCUCACUAGUGCGCAGGACUGGUCCCAAAAUCGCUACUGCGCAGACGCAAGACCCAAGAUGUCGGCACCAUAUCGGGACACUGGUGGCUUUACUUUUCACCAAUGGAAGAGAGUGAACAUGCGUCGUCCAUCUUUUUUUACGGUCUAUGCUAAAUUUGCAUAAUGGGAGGGGCUUCUGGAAUUAUGCACUACUAGAGCAAGCUCCUGAUUGGUUAAUGUGGUGCGAAAAUCUGGCAAAGUUCAGGUUUUUCAACUUGCACGUUUCCCACAGGAUGCCUAUUCGCGUCUUUGCAUUGACUUUACAUGUAAAUCACGCCCGCUUGCCACCUCUUCCGCGUCUGGUGUGAACACAACACACAGUAAAGAUUUGUGACGCUCAUGUCUGGGGAUUCAUUGGCUGUGUCCUUAAGGCUUGGUACUGUUUGUUCUGCAUACUGUCCAAAUUGUGACCUCUUCAGAAAAGAAUAAUGCCAUAUGUUGAUUUGAAGACAGAAAUAGCCAACUGUCCAAGGAGUGUAAAGCUAUUUAGAGCCGUUCUACAAUCCACAUUGAAGUUUUUAACAAAGUUGAGAUGAAUUGUGUUUGUAUAAAAUGCCACUAACCGGUUUGAGAGUUGGAGAGUAAAGCAAUAAGUCAACUUGUGUUUUAUACAUGGUGCUGUAUUGGAUACGGUAUAUGCAGUAGAUCAGGUAUCAAAGUAUCACAGUCAUAAACCCUUUAUUUGCACAGACGUCUGUUCUAGCUGAGCACCGCUCGUGUUUUGCCCUUUUGGAUGGCAAAGCUAAGCCCCCGUUAAGAUUCAAGUGCACAAGUCACCAAAAUUUUCAUAAUCAUUUCCAAUCAUGUUUGCUGGACCCAUCUACAUAAAUGUCAUGCUCUUUUUAAAAUGAUUCAUGUAAAUUUUGUAUCAGCGGUGAUGACACCGGGCGAUAUUUACUGCCGCCAUUGAACAUACUUCAAUGAGGGAGAUCAAUUGUCAUUUGUAUGCUAUUUGUAUGUUUUGCACAUUGUGUAUAUAUUUUAAUGGAUGUAAUACAUAUUUUUAUACAUGUCUGGCGCAUCCAUGAGCUCUAUUUUGUGAAUAGUUCUAAAGAGUCACUUAUAUAUACACACAACAUCACGUGUCAAUGAAAUUUGAUGUAUUGUGAAAAUACUGUCGUAGAGGAUGUUUAGAAUCUCUUAAAUAUAUCAAAUGAAUGACAUACAAACAAA